Pipistrellus nathusii (Nathusius's pipistrelle) is the source of this 1149-nucleotide messenger RNA. NCBI's taxonomy places the organism in Eukaryota, Metazoa, Chordata, Mammalia, Chiroptera, Vespertilionidae. The record is from the annotation of a GenBank genome assembly.
AUGACUGAAUUCUGGCUUAUUUCGGCUCCUGGGGAGAAAACAUGUCAACAAACGUGGGAGAAAUUGCAUGCGGCAACUACAAAGAGCAAUAAUCUUGCUGUUAGUUCAAAGUUCAACAUUCCUGACUUAAAGGUUGGCACACUGGAUGUCUUGGUUGGUUUGUCGGAUGAACUGGCUAAACUGGAUGCAUUUGUAGAAGGGGUGGUUAAAAAAGUGGCCCAAUAUAUGGCUGACGUAUUGGAGGACAGUAAAGAUAAAGUUCAGGAGAACCUGCUGGCAAAUGGAGUUGACUUGGUUACUUAUAUAACAAGAUUUCAGUGGGACAUGGCUAAAUAUCCCAUCAAGCAGUCUCUGAAAAAUAUUUCUGAAAUAAUUGCCAAGGGAGUGACUCAGAUCGACAAUGACCUGAAAUCUCGAGCAUCUGCAUAUAAUAACCUGAAAGGGAAUCUUCAGAAUUUGGAACGAAAGAAUGCAGGAAGUUUGCUAACUCGAAGUCUCGCAGAAAUUGUGAAGAAGGAUGACUUUGUUCUUGAUUCAGAAUAUCUCGUCACGUUACUAGUUGUAGUUCCCAAGUUAAACCACAACGACUGGAUGAAGCAGUAUGAAACGCUUGCCGAGAUGGUCGUUCCCAGGUCUAGCAAUGUGCUCUCAGAGGACCAAGACAGCUACCUUUGUAACGUCACCUUGUUUAGGAAGGCAGUUGAUGACUUCAGACACAAAGCCAGGGAAAACAAAUUCAUUGUUCGUGAUUUCCAGUAUAAUGAAGAGGAGAUGAAAGCAGAUAAAGAAGAAAUGAACAGGCUUUCUACUGACAAGAAGAAGCAAUUUGGACCACUUGUGCGGUGGCUGAAAGUGAAUUUCAGUGAAGCAUUUAUUGCGUGGAUUCAUGUGAAAGCAUUGAGGGUUUUUGUAGAGUCUGUUUUAAGGUAUGGCUUGCCAGUGAACUUCCAAGCAAUGCUACUUCAGCCCAAUAAGAAAACAAUGAAGAAACUAAGAGAAGUAUUAUAUGAAUUGUAUAAACAUCUAGAUAGCAGUGCGGCAGCAAUCAUUGAUGCGCCUAUGGACAUCCCCGGCUUAAACCUGAGCCAGCAGGAAUACUACCCCUAUGUGUAUUACAAGAUCGACUGCAACUUGCUGGAAUUCAAGUGA